CAAGACGCUUAUUGUUGAAUCCUGCAGAAUCCUGCAGCAUCCACCUCACCUCACCUGUGGGUCUGUCUCUUCCAUCAUAUCCCAGCGUCCAUCUAUCUCCCUGGUGUUACUGACAGCAACAGGCUCCGCGGUGGAUGCUUCCACUUGUGUGUGAAGCUCCAUUCGUCCCGCAGCCACAGAAACACCAGAAACCGCCCGCCCGCAUCCCAACACAUUGGCAGAUCACCUUCCCCAAAGAUCGUUUGACGAGCCUGUCAGCGAGGGAAGCCACGCGCGAAGGCGUCUCCUGCCCAGGCGCGGGCUUCUGCCUCUGUCUGUCUGGUGCGGCAAACCAUCCCCAGGCGACGGCCCACACACGAGAGGAAAAAGGCCCCGACGCGACGCGUGACCGCAUGAAAAAACAUUGGGCCACGGAUGCAUGCAGCUCUUUCCCAGUGGUGGGACAAGAAAGCGCACAGGGGCAUCCGAUUGCUGGCUGAGGACAGCAGCGCAGGAAACGAGGGCAAAACUGCACCGCACACACCAGGCACACCCAUGCACACACACACACACACACACGCACACACGUAUUCGAGUCAUCCCCCCCCCACUUGCCGGCUUGUGCAGCCCAGCCCCAGACACAGGCGUCGAUCGAGAUGGUGGACAAAAAGAGGCCUCGUGUGUGGUGUGUACGUCAGGUUCCUCCCUCUGUCUCUGUCCCUCUCUCUCUCUCUCUCUCUGUCCUUCACUCAGGCGCCCCCCGCCAGCCUCUGGCGCCCGAGGUGGUGGUUACCUUGAGUGUUGAUCUCCGCCUCGUCAAUCGGACUGUGCAUGUCCCUCACAUCAGCGCUGCCCAGACGAAUGCGGCCGUCCAGGGAAACCGCCGGCUGGUAAUCAAGGUACGACGGCUGGUACCUGCAGACACACACACGCCCACACACACACACACAGAGAGAGAGAGAGAGAGGGUUCUUGUUUCUCGCAACGAGGGUGGAUGUGGUGGUCGGGCUGACAUACAUGUUCUUCUGGACGGUGGUGAGAAUGUCCUUGGGUCUCUGGAUGCGCGCGUGGCCCUCGGCGAAGGCCUGCUCGAUGACGGCCGUGGCAAUCUUGGCCGAGAUGUCGCGGAUGUUCUCGAGAGGGGGGUAGAUCUGACCACGAUCCAGCUCAUCCUGCAGCCAUCCCACACAUCACACAGCAAACAGGCAAUCCGACGGUUGAACGAAACAAAUGAUAUGCGUGUGUCUGUCUGUCUGUGUGGAGGGGCGUGUGUUGUGUGUGGUGACCCACUCACUCUGCCACCCAUCUAUCUACCUGUGAGACUUGGUCGGCCAGCGACGCUGCCGCGACGGCAAUCAUCCCAUCAGACACCUCCUUGCUGCGGCACAGCCACGCACCGAAUCCCAAACCUGAGGACAACACCAACACACCACAGCAACACCAACACACCAACACACCAACACAGACAGCCAUGAAAGGGGAUGGAUGUUUGUAUGGCACAUAUGUGCCUUGAUGUGUGGCCCCCGACCGACCGACCGACCGACCGACCGACCAGGGAAGAUGUACAUGUUGUUGCCCUGACUGGGGUGGAAGACGGUCUCGCCAACAGUCACCGGGGGGAAGGGCGAACCUACCACAACACAACACAACACACCACACCACACACCUACAAGCAGGCAAGGCAAGGGCGGUGGGGGUGGCACACUACGGACCUACCUGAUGCGAAGAUGCACUUGCUCUGUGAGAUCCGGAAGGCCUGCUCGGCUGUGCACUCUGAGUUCUUGGUGGGGUUGGAGAGGGGGAAGAUGAUGGGCCGCUCGGUGAUCUGACACACGGCCAGCCAGAGACACACACUCAGAGAUAAUGAAUGAAGGCGUGUCGUGUGAUGGGUGUUGGCAGCAAUGGGCUGACCUGGCACAUUUGGUCAAUAAUCUCGUCGUUGAAGGCGUUGGCCUGGCCGGAGAGGCCGAUGAUGCCUGUGGGAAGGACCUUCUUGACGACGUCCAGCAGAUCCUUGACGCUCUGCACACACACUCACACACCUCUGGAGGGGAAACAUCCAUAAAAGUGCGCGUAAAAGUGCUCACGUCGGUGAUGUCGUGUCGCGCGUAUGGCUUCUUGAAGGAUGCCAGGUUGUCACCACGCGUGGCCGUGAUCAGGCCCUUCGAGUCGACCAUGUAGAACAUCCUGACAGACAACUCACACACACGCAUCCCUCCCUCCCUCCCUCCCUCCGUCCCCUGCUUCCUUCUUCAUUGCCGCUCACUUCCUGGCCUGCUCGACGGGUAUGUCGUGUUUCAGCUUCAGCAGCGCACAGAUCUGGUCAGCCACACCAAUGCCUACCCUCACACACACACACACACACACACAAAGUCUUUGGCGAAAGGGGUGGCUCACCAGCUGCGCCCGCUCCAAGGAAGACGAUUCGGUGGCUGGCGAUUGGCAGCUUGCAGAGCUUCAUGGCGUUGAGGAAGCCGGCGGCUAUCACCGCUCCGGUGCCCUGGAUGUCGUCGUUGAAGCACAGUAUCUUGUGGCGGUACUUUUCCAGCAAGUCGAAUGCAUGGCUGACACACACACACACACACAGACAGAGACAGAGACACAGAGGAAGAGAGGGAGCGAGAGGGGUGGGAUGGCGUCGUGUCACAAUCUGUCUGCCUCCCUCGUGACCUCACUCGUUGCUGAAGUCCUCGAAUUGGAUGAGCACGUUCGGCCACUUGUUGACGCAGGCCAUCAGGAAUUCGUCCACGAGCGGGUAAUACUCCUCAUUGGCAAGCCGCUCGUGGCGACAUCCCAGAUAGAAAUCGUCCUAGCAAUGAACGCAUAAGCAGCAGCCUCUUUCUUCAACCCUCCCUCUCUCUCGUGAGUGUGUCCAUGGUCAUGCCAUGCGUACCUUGAGCAGCGCCUCGUUGUUGGUGCCCGUGUCGAUGACGACCGGGAGUGUGGUGGCCGGGUGGAAACCCGCGGCGGCCACGUAGAGCGAGAGCUUGCCAACUGACAGACACCCACAGCAACAACACAACACAACACAACACAGCACUGAGGGAUAUGGAUGAGUGGUCGAGAGCGGGCCUUUCUGCCGAUAUUUCUCCCUCCCUCACCCCCUCCCUCCUUGAGCGCCUUACUUGGUAUGCCCAUGCCGCAUGUGCCCAAAUCGCCGAGCCCGAGAAUGCGCGAGCCGUCAGUCACCACAAUGAUGGACACCUGGCACAAGACAAAUCACGCACUUCCCAUAUCAUCUUCGGUGCGUGUGCGACAGACAGUGUGGUGCAUGCCGACCUCGUCGAGCAUGUUUGGCUUCCAGUUGUCGAGUGCCUCCCUGAUGCGGCCCCUCAGGUCUCUGUCGAAGUACAUGCCCUCUGCUGCGCGGUAAUUGAGACCAAACUCCUGCACAGCACACACACGUGCCUGAUGAUGAGAUGUGGGUCUGUGUAUGUGAAGGGGAGUGCAUUCUGACCAGGCACGCUUGGCCGACGGUGGGUGUGUAGAUGAUGGGCAGAGUCUCCUUCAGAUUCUGCAACACCAGCUGACACACACACGACAAAGGACAACAAACGUGCCCUGCGAUCUCCCUGGUGACGUGAGUGUGCGGCGCAUACGUACGUUGUAGAACAGCGUGUCCGAUCGCUCCCGGAGCGCUGGACACCCACAGACAACCACCCCACCAGCACCCAGACAGACACUCACAAUGCAUUCCUCGUCCUGCCUCAGGUCAUCGUCGACCGCUGCGUAUGUACAUGAUAGGUAGAUGUAUUUGGCCAUAGGCGACUGAAAGUUUCUGAACUGGCGGUAGCACCGCCGAACCUGCAGCUCAAUGCUCUCUGUCUUCCCUGAGCAUACACAAUCAACAGACACACACACACACAGACACACACAACACCCGCCAUGCCAUGCAGAAGGGUAGGACCCAUGCGCUGCGCCCAUUGGUCCAGGCGCAUGCACAGGCACAUGCGCACCCGGAAGGAGGCCAGUGAGGUGCAGGUGCUCUCGCUCAUCGAUGGAGAACGCCGUGCCCUUGUUGAAGUGCCUGUUGAAAAGAAUUCCGCUCGGAUCUUCGUUGACGUAGUGAGACGGCCGGUGCAAAGAGAUGGUCCGCACCGUCCUGCACACGACAACAUAGGCACAGUGACCCGCCCGCACAUCUCCAUUGUGUGUCUGCAGGCUGAACGCGCACCGCGGCUUCGUGUAAUGGUCGUCCGGGGUGCCUGGAAUGCCGUUUUCUGCUGCCGCCAGCCCCGCCAUGUUCGUGGAUAGAUCUGCAACAGUAUGGC
Vitrella brassicaformis is the source of this 4250-nucleotide messenger RNA. The record is from the annotation of a GenBank genome assembly. NCBI's taxonomy places the organism in Eukaryota, Vitrellaceae.